This is a messenger RNA of Atta colombica, 1431 nucleotides long. It is a transcript of the gene Oda, whose product is annotated as ornithine decarboxylase antizyme 1. Gene Ontology annotation, molecular function: ornithine decarboxylase inhibitor activity. The record is from RefSeq and is a predicted model, not a curated record. NCBI's taxonomy places the organism in Eukaryota, Metazoa, Arthropoda, Insecta, Hymenoptera, Formicidae. Gene Ontology annotation, biological process: positive regulation of protein catabolic process. The transcript is spliced from 4 exons. Gene Ontology annotation, cellular component: cytoplasm; nucleus. The annotation marks the transcript as partial.
CGCUGGGCGUGGGGCCUCUGUGGUGGUCCUGAUGUGCCCCAUGCCGCAUUGUCUGUAUCUACAGUCAACACAGAGAGCCGCGGCGUGGGGAUCAAGCAGAGUCAGCUCUCUGUGAGCUCCCACAUUGUACAAGAGGAUGAAUUGUUGAAAGCCAUAAGAAGCAACGAACCAUUGCGUCUAACGUUCACUCUCCACUUGACUGAGAGUACGUCCGUCGAGUGGGAGACCGUAGCAUGGCGCCGUUGUCUAUACAUUCGCGUACCUAGCUGCCUUCUGCCUGAAGGAUCAAAAGAGGGCUUUGUUUCGCUCCUAGAAUACGCCGAAGAAACACUACGCUGCACCAAUAUCAUUGUUUGCCUUCGCAAAGAUAGAUCAGACCGAGCAAUGCUGGUUCGUACCUUCAUGUUCUUGGGUUUCACGGUCCUGCCGCCAACUCAUGCCUUGGUACCACCAGGCAGUGAUGCUGGCAAUCUCUACAUGCUCUAUGCCAUCGAGUAAUCGGCAAGCAGUUCUGCCUCUCAAAUUUAACGCGCAGGUACUACCAAAUCUAAGGUAAAAUUCUGAAAAGGACAAUUGGAAAAUUCUGGGAAACAGCACAUUUUUCUUUUAUAUUUUAAGUUUUACUAUACAUAUAUAAUUUGCUUUUUCUUAUUAGUUGCAAAUUUGGAAAUAUAUAAGUUUCGAAAAAUCACAUUUAUAUCAAACGAUUAUAUUUAGUGCGGAAAAACUUCGGCGUUAAAUUAAAGAGGCUUGAUGAAAAAACAAAAAAAAAUUAUAGUCGCGAAUACGUAGAACGCGUACAUAAAAGGCUUUCAAUGGGUAUAUCGAUUCAUUCUCUUGAACACAAUGUUAAUAACUCCUAUAAGAGCAUAUAAGCUGCUGACAAAGCUUCCCACGUGAAAGAAUUUGACGGAAUCUGUAGUCGUACUGAACAACUAACAUCACGGCAACGAACUGUCAAAUUUUAGAGAAAAUUUAUUAUCGAUAUAUCUCAAUGUUAAUUGUGGCAGAUUGGGUACCACCGCGUUAUUCUCCGUAAUAUAUGUAUAAGUACAUUUGCUUAUUAUUUUUAAGUAUUAUCAAUAUGUAUAAUCUAGACUUUAAUAUCUGUUAUGCGAGUACCAACAAAUAAGUUUUGAUCGCUUUCGUUCUAUCAUUUAAGAAUGAUAUUAUUUAUGAAUAAUUGACUGAUAUCCUUUAUAAACUGUGCAAUUAUCUUUCUGUAGUUCCGAACAUAAUUCAUGUUCAUGAAAUAAAAAAAAAUUGCGCAAACAUCUAGUAAAAACAAAAUUUGGAUGAUUCAGUUGACUUUUCGUAAAAUAUGAAUCUUUUUGAAAUUUUAUUUAUGAUAAAAUGUGUUAGUAUAAAUUGAUUACUAGCUAACUUAAAACAGUGUUUUCUAUCAUGUGGAUGGCACAGCUUUGCAAAUUU